AUGAGGCUCCGACAGCUCGGAACAACGCAGUCUGUGGUUUUCAUCGCGCCUCCAGAAGUGCAUUUGAAUAUUCUUGACGUCUGCGGCAAGCACCAAGACGAGGAGCUCGACUCCUCCGACGUUGUGUACUGGCUAUUGCACCAGACCUGUGCCAGUGACAGGGAUCUCGAGCCGCUAUACAAUGCGCAAGGCGUCGACUUCUGUCGCCGCAUACAGGCCGCUGAAGACCACCCUCACUUCGUCAAGAACCAACUUCAGCGAAAGUACUACAUGGGAAUCCUGCAGCAGCCCGAGCAGCAGACUCUGGAGCAGCUUUACAAGCCGGCACCCACCGAUGCGAGCGACGGAGACUCGAAUUCGUCGAAUGAUCUCACAUAUUCGGGCCAAGCCGCCAACUUCAUCGAAGUCCUGCGACAGCGACGCGCGGAAGGCAAGGGUGUUCAUGACUCGACCAUCAACAGUUCCGCGCUGGAAGAAGUCGAGCAGGAGCGAGAGGUUGCGUACGAGGUCGAAGAAGAGCGCGAGGUCGAGCGCCCUAAGUUGUUGAAGCCGUACACGUAUCCCGGCCUGCAUCGAAGCCUAUCGCAGUUUGCGGAGACUGGUUCCCUCGCGGGUGUGGGGUAUGUGCCUGCGGAGAGUAUGGUGUUUGAAACUGAACUCGGUGGCAAGUACAGAGGCAAGGUGGAUUUGAGCCUGCCACAUCUAUACGUGUCGGUGGAGUUCACCAAGACGGUCAAGCUGAAGCCGGGAGAGAAGAUGGAUGAGCUGACGAACCGAAAUCGCCAUUGUAGUCACUCCCGAAGAAGCCGAGGACCUAAUCCCGAUUCUCCGCAACGAGGCAGCACCCUCGAGCACCUCAUGACCUACGCGGCGCCGGUCACCAAGCGUAUGCAGCACUUCAGCAACCUGGACUACUACACCGUCCCCCCUCUUCCAGUCGCGAAAUAUGUGCCCGCAUUCCUGGCAUUCGAGGUCGACAUUUUCGCUGGAAGACUCUAUUUCGGCCCACGUGAGUACGAAGAGAUUCUGGACCGCCUGGCCCUAGAAUGGGACGAUGCGGCUGGCAGUGCGGUGACUCCUGCGGAAGGGUCCUCCCUCAGCAUGGUCUUUCUGCAAGAAUGGCUGGCAUUGAGACGGCAGGGCCAGGAUAUCUCUCACACGCCGAUGGGAUACGUUUGUCAAGGCCGGAUGCUGCGUCCCGACCACCCGUUCUUCGUGCAGUCGGAUACCCGCCAGACCACAGACAGUAUUUUCCAUUCUUCCGGGAAGAAUGUGAGUGCUGAGGAACAAGAAGAGUAUUGGGAUAGCGACGAGGGAGAGGAGGAUGAGGCGGAACAAUCCGAUCUGGAUGUGGAGGAUGAUGAGGACUUUGAAGAGGAGAUUUAG
Messenger RNA from Aspergillus japonicus CBS 114.51, 1386 nucleotides. RefSeq lists its product as uncharacterized. The transcript is spliced from 2 exons. Lineage: Eukaryota; Fungi; Ascomycota; Eurotiomycetes; Eurotiales; Aspergillaceae. The coding region runs from base 1 to 1386 and encodes 461 amino acids. The record is from RefSeq and is a predicted model, not a curated record.